CGAAACCAAACAUGCCGGCAAAAACAGCAUCAUUUGAUCCUCGUAAUUAUUCUGUUGUCUAUGAAGAGAUGAUAGAAUCAAAGGAAUCCAGAGAAUGUUUUAGAAAAUACUUGACAAACACAAGCUUAAGUGAUGAAACUAUCCUAUUCCUAGACGAAUUGGAAUAUUAUAAGAAAGAAUAUGAUAAAUCCAUUGCCGAAAUAAUGGAAAUACUCAAGCUAGAGAAUGACACACUAAAUAACAGUGAUUCCACAUCAUCCAUAACAGAAUUUUCUCGUCCAACAACUUUCAAGAAGAAAUCACAACUAAAAAAAGUAACUAAACAACUGAGACGUAUAACAGACAAGUCAAAUUCGAUAUUUAAUAUUUAUAUUAAACCAUCAUCAGAGAAGGAAUUAAAUAUUGGUCAUAUACAGAGAGAAUUGUUGGGUAAACAUGAAAAAAUUCAAGAAAAGUUUGAAAAUUUUACAAAAUUAAUAUCAGAAAAGGAAACUCUAGGAAAGAGUGCAUCUUCAGUUUCAAUUAAUGAUACUGAAUCAUCUAAUUCAUCACAGGAAGGAUCAUUAGAUUCCAAUGAAUCAAAUUUGUAUCCACUUUGUAGUGAAAUUAUUGAACUGUUGGAUUAUCAGAAAUUAUUUAAUGAAGUUGAGUUGACUGUUCAUAUGGAUUUGAAAAUGGAUCAAUUUCCAAGAUUUGUGAGAAGUCAAUUCUUAUUGAACUUUUUAAAAGAAAAGGGUGAAAAUUUCACAAGAACCAUUGCUAUUGAUUCUUCAAAGGGAGUCAAUGUUGAUUUGAGAUUUAAACCAAACGAUUUGAUGGAUAAGACAGUUUCUGAUAAUCAUAUUUACUUUGGAUUUACAUUGGCUGAAGAUACACCAGAUUGGAAAUUAAUUCAAGAUAAGAAACUCUAUCAAUCAUACUGUUCUAAAACCCCAUACGUAUUCUCAUCGAGUAGACUGAAAGGAAUGCAACUCUUCAAAUCAGUCAUGUAUUUACCCUAUUCAUUUGAUGAUGUUUGGGCAAUGUGGGUUCAUGGAGAUAAUCAUAUCAAGUUUGAUCCACAAGCUCACACUGAUUACCAGUUACAUAAAUAUGUUCCACCAUGUGAAGAAGGUCUGAAAGAGAAUUCAGUUGACAAACCAAUGUAUGCCCUCCAAUUACUUACAAGUGGAUUGGAUUACAAACUUCCGUUUGUGAAAAAGAGGUAUUUCUGUAUGACUGGAACAACGAUUAAGGAUCCAUUCAAUGAUAUGUACAUGUACGUGAUGCACACUGGAGAUUUUUCACAGGACGAAUUACCAAGGCAAGAAAAUGGAAUUGAUGCUUUUGCAUUGUCUUAUUACAUUUUCUAUAAAAUGUAUGAUAACAUGACCAGAUUGGUGCAUGUCAUGUAUGGAGAUGCUAAUUUCAAGUACAAUUCUAAUCUUAUUCUGGAAAUGUUUUGGAAAAAGAGAACGAAGGAUAUUUAUACUAAAAUGGACAAACUAAUGAAUGAAUUGACUGAGGGUGGAACUAAAAAAUUACAACUUUCAGAUAGUGUGGAUGAUCAGUGUUAUGAUAAGGCAUGGAGAGAUAAUCAAAAAUUAUAUCCAAACAGAUCUUGGUAUUUGGAAUGGUCCAAAUCGAAUAGAGAAAAGAGAAAAUCAACAGUUUUCAAAAAGGAAUAAAAUUUACAGUUUUGAAA
Molecule: messenger RNA, 1684 nt
Organism: Naegleria gruberi
Lineage: Eukaryota; Heterolobosea; Eutetramitea; Acrasida; Naegleriidae
Exons: 2
Coding region: 12-1667 (551 amino acids)
Source: RefSeq, a predicted model, not a curated record